Molecule: messenger RNA, 550 nt
Organism: Musca domestica (house fly)
Lineage: Eukaryota; Metazoa; Arthropoda; Insecta; Diptera; Muscidae
Gene: ND-13A
Product: NADH dehydrogenase [ubiquinone] iron-sulfur protein 6, mitochondrial
Exons: 3
Coding region: 67-450 (127 amino acids)
Biological process (GO): mitochondrial electron transport, NADH to ubiquinone
Source: RefSeq, a predicted model, not a curated record
CGCCGUUGAGAAAAACACUCGGCUGUGUAGUUUGUCUGUCUUUAGUUAUUGUGGAAAAAAAUUGAAAUGGCCUGCCGCAAAGUUGUGUCGAAUUUGUCGAUUUUGUCAAAGAACGGCAAGAAUUUGAUUGCACCCUUGGCCACCAGUCCAGUGCGUUCAUAUUCUUCACGCAACGAUUUGGAAAAAGUCACCCACACUGGUCAAGUCUUUGACGAAAAGGAUUAUCGCAAUGUCCGUUUCAACAAUGCCAAACGUUAUGUCAACGAAAAUUGGGGUAUUAAGUUAGUCGAUGAGAUUCCUCCCAAAGAAUGCACAGAACGUGUGGUAUACUGCGAUGGAGGAGAUGGCCCAUUGGGACAUCCUAAGGUUUACAUUAAUUUGGACAAACCUGGUGCACACACAUGUGGCUAUUGCGGUCUGAGAUUUGUCAAGAAAGAUGGUCAUCAUUAAAACAAAUUUAGAAAAAUAAUAUUGCAAUUAAAUUUAAAAAUAUCAAUUUUGUUGAAUAUAUAUUACAAAAUAAAAUGAUUGAAAAUCGUUAACACCAAAA